UUACUGCUGUAAGUCGGCACUGAUAUCACAUACGAACGAACGAAAGAAAAAUUAAUUUGCACAGUCUGAUUAAUUUUUGCUUUUCUACAGUUUUGAAGGGGUCAACAUCUUUAUAAAAGAUUCGAAUUAGGAAUGGCUGCGACAGCUAGAUCACUACUAAAGCUUCGAGAUAGUAUCUCGGUUGGUGUACGUUUUGGUUCGGAAUAUGCCAAGACGCGUGGCAACUUGCAAUUAACCGCAGAUUCACGAGUUAUAUGCCAAGGCUUUACCGGUAAACAAGGUACUUUCCACAGCCAACAAGCUUUGGAAUAUGGUACCAAACUCGUUGGUGGAAUCUCUCCCAAGAAAGGCGGCUCUACACAUCUUGGUCUGCCAGUAUUUGCUUCGGUAGCUGAAGCGAAAAAGGCAACCGAUCCCCACGCAACUGUCAUUUAUGUGCCUCCACCUGGUGCAGCGGCUGCUAUUUUGGAAGCUCUGGAAGCUGAAAUUCCAUUGAUCGUUUGUAUCACCGAAGGAGUUCCUCAGCAUGACAUGGUGCGCGUAAAACACGCUCUAUUGAGGCAAAACAAAUCACGUCUUGUUGGGCCCAAUUGCCCCGGUAUCAUUGCACCUGAAAGAUGCAAGAUUGGCAUUAUGCCUGGUCACAUCCACAAGCGUGGUAAAAUCGGUGUUGUGUCGCGCUCAGGUACACUCACUUAUGAAGCCGUGAACCAGACUACUGAAGUUGGCCUUGGACAAACAUUGUGUGUUGGUAUCGGUGGUGAUCCGUUCAACGGUACCGACUUCAUCGAUUGCCUGGAAAUAUUCUUGAAGGAUCCAGACACUAAAGGUAUUAUUCUAAUCGGUGAAAUUGGUGGUGUGGCUGAAGAAAAAGCUGCCGAAUACCUGACACAAUAUAACACGGGCAUUAAAGCGAAACCGGUCGUAUCAUUUAUUGCCGGUCUGUCCGCUCCACCCGGUCGUCGUAUGGGUCACGCUGGUGCCAUUAUCUCUGGUGGUAAGGGAGGUGCUGGUGACAAAAUUAAAGCUCUCGAACAGGCUGGUGUUAUUGUAACCAGAAGCCCAGCACAAAUGGGCAAGGAAUUGUACAAAGAGAUGAAACGUCUGGAGUUAGCCUAGAAUUUAAUGAAAAGCUAGGAAGCAGCAGCAUAAGUGAAACGUUCAACAACCGAAAUGUAUAUUAAGGGGAAGGCACAUAUUAAAGCGAUCAACUAAGUAAAAAGUUAAAUGUGGAAUAUGACAGUUUGUUUGGUGAUAAAUAAAUUAAAGAUGAUUGAAAGUAUAUUAAUUAUACGAAUACUAAAGCAAAUAAAAAAAAAUAACAAAAUUACAAAAA
This is a messenger RNA of Bactrocera dorsalis (oriental fruit fly), 1336 nucleotides long. It is a transcript of the gene Scsalpha1, whose product is annotated as succinate--CoA ligase [ADP/GDP-forming] subunit alpha, mitochondrial. NCBI's taxonomy places the organism in Eukaryota, Metazoa, Arthropoda, Insecta, Diptera, Tephritidae. The record is from RefSeq and is a predicted model, not a curated record. Gene Ontology annotation, cellular component: succinate-CoA ligase complex (ADP-forming); mitochondrion. The transcript has 5 exons. Gene Ontology annotation, biological process: tricarboxylic acid cycle. Gene Ontology annotation, molecular function: succinate-CoA ligase (GDP-forming) activity; succinate-CoA ligase (ADP-forming) activity. Bases 133 to 1119 code for a protein of 328 amino acids.